Molecule: messenger RNA, 1123 nt
Organism: Puntigrus tetrazona (Sumatra barb)
Lineage: Eukaryota; Metazoa; Chordata; Actinopteri; Cypriniformes; Cyprinidae
Product: eotaxin-like
Exons: 3
Coding region: 24-491 (155 amino acids)
Biological process (GO): cellular response to type II interferon; cellular response to interleukin-1; chemokine-mediated signaling pathway
Cellular component (GO): extracellular region
Molecular function (GO): chemokine activity; CCR chemokine receptor binding
Source: RefSeq, a predicted model, not a curated record
UCUGGCCAGACGACGCGAUCAAGAUGAUGCUGAUUUUCACAGCUUGUGUUUUUUGGGCGAUUCUCGGGUCCAUCGGUGUGUUUGCUGAUGAACGUCCAGUGAGCUGUUGCCUUAAAAUAGGACGCAGAAAAGUAUCCUUGGACAAAGUAUUGAACUACAGAAUGCAAAUUAGAGGACUGUGUCCCAUAACAGCAGUUGUGAUCCAGACAGUAUCUGGGAAACGACUCUGUUCCGAUCCUAGCAGUGACUGGACAAAGAGAGCAAUGAGGAAGGUGGAUGAAGCAAAGAAGAAGACCAGAGAGCAGGAUCCUGUACCUACAGAAGGAGCAUCGGCAGAGAGGAGCAGAAGAAGGGCAGAUGCAGUGACAGCAACAGAACUGCAACUAAAUAGCCAACAGAGUGACAACAUGACAAGUAAAAGGAACAGCAAAAUACAACCACAAGUGGGACCCAAAGAAAUGAAGAAAAUGUGUAAAAGUAAAAAAGUGUAAGAACAAAAACUGUGAAAAAAUGUGCUAAAAAUGUGUUUGGGCUCAAUUUACUUUUCAUUAAGAAGAGGAAGGCUUUUAAAACUGUGGGUCAGGGAGUGAGUCACUGUUUGCCUCUUUUGGUUUAAAUGAUUCAUUUCACAUUGCAUGUUUAGUUUUUUAUGUUUUUAAAGUUUAGUGUUACAAAUCACGCAAGCAAAUCUAUAGUUUGGUUAUCGCCAGUUUCCUCUUGUCACGCUCGUUUCUGUAUUAAAAGAGCCAAUGCUUCAUUCUUUCAGUUUCUCUCAUAUUCAAUAGCACUUCAUUGUCAUGCACACUCAUAAUGUAAUUAUAACGUGAUUAAUACUGCAUGCGAAUAAAAGAGAUACAAAGUGAACACAAAGAGAAUAUGAUUUUACUAUGCGAUUUAUGAUCUUGGUAAUUAUAACUGCAGUUGUCACGCCAUCACUGCCGUCACCAUCCGAACCUGUCACAUGGUGACGAUGGUCAUGCUUCUGCCUUAGGAAUCCCUUGAUCUCCUGUAUCAUUGAAAGGAAAGCACUAUUAUUUUCUUUCAUUCAUUAUCUUUUGUGUUGGAGUUGCUUCCUAUGUUUGAUCCUAUGGCUGAUUGCCGAUUCCUGUGUUAUUUUAUUAAA